AUGGUGACUAGCAAGAUAUCAUCGUCUCUCCCAAACCUGGUAGAGAUCAAUUUACAGGAAUGCAGAGGCAAACAGAUUCAAGGGUUUGGACAGCUAGCAAAUCUGAAAAGCCUCACAUUAUCUCGAAUGUCUGAUCUAGUAGACUGGGUAGAGCCACCACCAACAUCACAUUUGCCAUCUUUCCCUUGUCUGGAGAACCUGACCAUUCAUUUGUGUUACUAUUUGAAGACGACGCCAACUUAUUUUCCUUCACUGAAGUCUUUAACAAUAGCGUACAGUGACGCCGGGGCGGUCAGUUCUCUUGUGAGAAGCAACUUGACUUCUCUCACUUCAUUUGAGGUAAAUAGAAUUUCAGAAAUCACAUCUCUUCCGCAAUCAAUACUACAACCUCGUCUCGAGUCUUUCAAGAUUUUGAAUUGUCCCAAGUUUCAAGGUUUUCAUCCAAACAAAGAAGCGGAUGCUGGGCUGCAAUCGUCAAACCAUAGCAUCUCUUUUUUCUCAACAAACAUGGAGGUCCAAGGCUUGAAUUCUCUCAAAAGACUAGUUAUACAAUGUUGCAAGGAUCUGAAGAUUUUGCCUGAUGCUAUGCUGUAUUUCACAUCUCUAGAAGAGCUUGAAGUUAGUUUCUGUUCUGAAAAUCAACAUUCCCAUCCAUAUUCUUUCUCGGAUACAGAAAAGGAAGACCAAGAAGAGUGUGCUAACAUCCAGCAGCGAUUUCCUUCGCUUCGAAAGUUGAAGAUUGAUAGAGGAUGUAAUCUCAAAACUCUACCUAAACAGAUUCAAUACCUCACCACACUACAAGAAUUGGAACUUCGGUUUGUGGAUAAUUUGGUGUCUUUGCCAGAUUGGUUGGGAAACCUCUCAUUACUUCAGAGGUUUGAAAUUUAUAGCUGCAGCAAACUGAUGAGCCUUCCUUCUGAGGCAGCAAUGAAACGUCUAACUUCCCUUCAUACGCUUGCACAUCGUGGGUUUCCUGGAAAUCAAUCGUUUUUUCCGGUAGAAGGUAUACAGCAUCUGAUUUCACUUCGGAAUUUAGAACUUGAUGGAUGGUCACAUUCGAGUUCACUGCCUCACCAGCUUCAGAACCUCACAGCAUUGCGUGAGUUAACACUGCGGAACUAA
Messenger RNA from Papaver somniferum (opium poppy), 1122 nucleotides. RefSeq names its product TMV resistance protein N-like. Gene Ontology annotation, biological process: defense response to fungus. Bases 1 to 1122 code for a protein of 373 amino acids. The transcript has a single exon. NCBI's taxonomy places the organism in Eukaryota, Viridiplantae, Streptophyta, Magnoliopsida, Ranunculales, Papaveraceae. The record is from RefSeq and is a predicted model, not a curated record.